This is a messenger RNA of Vicugna pacos (alpaca), 1252 nucleotides long. The record is from RefSeq and is a predicted model, not a curated record. NCBI's taxonomy places the organism in Eukaryota, Metazoa, Chordata, Mammalia, Artiodactyla, Camelidae.
UCCCCUCUUGCCCCCAUCAGGGGUUGAUUUUCUCAAGCACAGUACCCUUCCUGCUUUGGGGGACCAUGCUGCGGGUCCUCGCCUGGGGCUAGACUGCUACAGGACACUGAGUCCCCGAGGCACGGCCUGGGAGACAUGUCAGGAACAUCUCUGCUCUUGACUGAGGGCCUCCGUUUCCCCCUGCAGUGUUAGAAUGCCGGUGACUCUGUUAGAAGCAUGUAUGCAAGCCGUCCUUCCAUGUCCUCACCAUCUAGAAGCGGAGCCUGAGUCUUCUGAAUUUCUCCAGAAUGUGGUUUACAAUCACCUUCGACAACGUUCCGAGGAGAGAAUUCAGCAGUGCAGCCUCCUCUCCGAGCUCUAUGAGUUGAUCGGCUUCCACUGCAAGUCCGCCUUCUUCAAGCGGGUUGUCCCCGUGAAGCUCGGCGCCCGGCAUCCCGGAGCCUGGCGGGAAGGCCUGCUACCGACUCCUGCUGCAGACGCUUCCUGGCUACAGUCUGUCACUGGACCUGCAGGACUUCAGCAAAGAUUUCUGUAAGACAAACUACUAGGAUAUUAAUGAUUUUGUGUGGGGUAAGUUUGGUCAGUUCUAAGGAUUUCAAUUAAUACGUAUUAAUACUUGCUAUUCAGCUAAUGACAGUAAAAUUAUAAACUAACUUAAGUAUACGUCAGUAAGUAUAGUACAAUAAGCCCAACACCCAGAUUAAGGAAUUCACAAACUUUUCCAUAUUUCCUUUAUUCAGACCUUUGUUCUUUUAUUUGUCCUUUGUUAAACUAUUUGACAGCAAAUCCAAGAAGACAUGUCGUUUUACCCUAUGUACUCAAGUAGGCAUGUCUGAAAAAUGAGGGCCUUUUCUUUGUUCAGGUUUUUCCAUUUGACCGAUGUGCUCGUUAAGUACCAGCUGUAUCAGGCAUCUCACUAGGCAUUAGGGAUCCUUGGGGCAAUGAGACAGUCCUGGCUCCCAAGGAAGUUAAGGGCUGAUGGAAGAAACCAACACAGGAGCUUGGGUCCCUCACUUAAGGUCCCUGCUGGAUGACAGCAAUUGAACAAAAUUUGUGCACAAUACAGUAGGAUUCACAGAAGGGACUGGUCAGACUUCUAGGGCAGACCGUGAGAGAGGCGGUCAGCAGGGCUACAAGAGGAGGAAUCAUUUGAUCAGAAUCUGAAAUCCUUUCUGCCAACCUUUCUACCAAGCCCCCAGGGCCCAUCACACACGACCCUGUGCUGUAAUUGUUUUUGAUUCCAGUUACCACA